AUGGAGUCGGUGUUGUUCGCUAACAUCAAGAAGCUCUUUGCCAACGAGUUAUAUUCCUGUGUAAUUCGAACUUCAAGCUUACUGAGUACUCUUUUGCAAAAUGAUCGUAAUGUCGCCACUCCCGAAAUGGAAUAUCAAGUGCUUCUCUUUAGCGCUAAUGCGCACUACCAUGAACGCAACUUCCGUGCGGCCAGCAAACAAUAUGAAGCUGCAUUGCUAAUGCGAAAAACAAUGUUGCGCGUCAAGAACACACAGCUAGUUAGCAUCGAGAUAACAUAUGAGCAGUUCGCUGAACUAGAGACGCGCUAUCGCCUCGCCAGGAGCUAUCGUGAGUUAGAUGAGGAUCAGAAGGCAAUCGUCAUACUGCAAGCACUGCCGCUGAAAUCGCGCACACCAAAAGUAAAUAUGUUAUUGGCACAUCUUUGGCAAUAUGGGCAAAAUGUCGAGAAUGCCGAAGCUAUAUCUGCUUAUAAGGAAGUGCUAGGCGAUUGCUCGAUGGCUUUAGGGGCCAUAGAAGCGCUAUUGAUGUUGGGUGUUGAUGGCAUUGAAGUGAAUUCGUUGGUGGUUAAUGCAAGUGCUUUGCCAAAGCACAUCGAUUGGCUGAGCAGCUGGAUAAAGGCACACGCUCAGUUGUACGGACGCGACCAUUUGGAGGCAUCAAAGACAUUUCAAGCGAUCAACGAUAACACAAAGUUUCACCAAAACUAUUAUCUACUUGCAUUGAUAGGCAAAACCCUCUAUUACUAUGGGCGAUACAUUCAGGCGCAACAGUAUCUGGAGACUGCCGUUAUGGUUAACCCUCACAGCACGGAAGCCAUCAUGCCUCUAGCCGUGGUCUAUGAAUACAAUCAAAAAUUUUCUCAGUUGGAUAAACUAUCUACUCACAUAAGCAACAUAAAAGAACUUAAUUCCGAUCAUUGGUUUGUUGUUGCUGAGAAUUGCUAUGCCGCAGGUCAAAUUGAGAAGGCAAUUUCAUUUGCAAAGAAAGCAAUAGAGUUAAAUGAGCGCAACGUUGAGGCACAAUUGCUACGAGGACGUAUAUGUCUACAGCUAAAACAGCGGCAAGAAGCGAUUUCGUAUUUUCGCGCUGCUCAAUGUAUAGCCGGUUAUCGAUUUGAAGUCUAUAAGGGUCUCUAUCAUUGCUAUGUAGGCAUGAAGCGUCGAGACGAGGCACAGGCUAUGUGUGCUUUAGCCGUACGUUAUUUCCGCAAUUCGCCUCGUAGUUAUGUGAUGUUUGCACGCGUGUUACUACACUCUAAUAACCCGCUUGCCAAGAAAAGCGCUAAAAAAUUCCUAGCUAAAGCGCUGGAAAUCGAUGAGCAUUAUUCGGUGGCUGUGGCGCUUAUGGCAGACGUAUGUCAGGCAAAUGGGGAGACGCAAGAAGCUAGCGCUAUGCUUAAAAAGCAAGUAAUGACCUUUCCUAAUCACUCAUACUUCAGCAUGUUGGGUGAUUUGCGCCGUACCCUAAGAGAUUUGGAUGGCGCACUUGAAUAUUAUACGAUUGCUUUGAGCAUUGAGCCUAACGACCGCCGCGCUUUGAAAGGUGUCAACGCAUUGACUCGCGGUGGUGACAAACAGGAUCAAGACACUUCGUUAAUGCUGUCUCGCAUGCGCGAUGAAGAAUGGCAAAUUGAUGAUGAAGCAGAAGAAUCGUCCUCGCAUGACGAUGAUGAUUCAGAUACGUAUUCCGAUCCUUUCUGGCAAGAUUUGGAAUCUGAAGUGAUCAAUUAAAGUUUUAAGGAGCGAGGUUUGUAGUUACCUUUUUUUUUCAUUAUGCUAAAGUAGUUAGUAGUUAUAAGCUCUGGGAGGCCUAAGGCGGAAAAACCCAUUCGUAUUAAAUACCUUGGUAAUUUAAACACAAAAUC
This is a messenger RNA of Rhagoletis zephyria (snowberry fruit fly), 1865 nucleotides long. RefSeq names its product anaphase-promoting complex subunit 7 (gene APC7). Gene Ontology annotation, molecular function: protein binding. Gene Ontology annotation, biological process: positive regulation of mitotic metaphase/anaphase transition; cell division; protein ubiquitination. The record is from RefSeq and is a predicted model, not a curated record. Gene Ontology annotation, cellular component: anaphase-promoting complex. NCBI's taxonomy places the organism in Eukaryota, Metazoa, Arthropoda, Insecta, Diptera, Tephritidae.